Messenger RNA from Prorocentrum cordatum, 747 nucleotides. The record is from the annotation of a GenBank genome assembly. Lineage: Eukaryota; Dinophyceae; Prorocentrales; Prorocentraceae.
AGCCAUUUUGGCUCAAGCUCGUGACUCUUCUCAGACUCGCCCGCAGGCCGACUGGGCGCGAUGCCAGUCACCAUCAAGGACGGGUUCAGUGUGAUCGCAACUGACGAGGACGUGUCGAUCGCGAAGAGCUGGGUCGUGAAAAAAACGUUUUCCGACAAUCGGUCGCGGGUGCUGUGUGAUCGGUUGAACGCUGGCUUCCGCGCGUUCUGUUUGAACGGCUUCGACAUGCUGGACAUGAUGCACGCCAAGCGGAGCGAGGUGUGCGACCCCCUCCUCGCCGCUGCUGCCGCCCCCCAACUUGACGAGGAGGCGGAGAUUGGCCCCCCAGCGGCCAAGGUGGCCAAGAAGGACGCCUUGGACCAGAUCCCAGGCUUCGUCAGCAUCACCGUGACCGACGAGAGCGGCGGCACCCACACGAUGAACGUCAAGUCGGCGGCAUAUCGCCGCACGCAUCUGCAGAUCGAGAUGCUACCCUCCAAUUUGGAAGUCUUGCAGAUGAAGCCUCUGGUGGUGGCCUCGGGCGACUGGGCACCCGUUAUCGACAACCCUUUGGUAUCGUGGCUCGCGUACCGCCACGCCCUCUCGGUGUCGUAUUGCUGCGCCAACAAGGGCAAGGUCCUCCACAAAUCUAUGAAAGUACCGACUAAAGGCGACGCCCAAUGCAAGCAGGCCGGGGCCGAGAAGAUCGCAGCCGUGUUGCUCGAGUGGCGGGCGCAGCACCACACGGAGCCCUCCAUUAAAGCUUGA